This is a messenger RNA of Dichotomopilus funicola, 8130 nucleotides long. RefSeq names its product polyketide synthase. NCBI's taxonomy places the organism in Eukaryota, Fungi, Ascomycota, Sordariomycetes, Sordariales, Chaetomiaceae. Gene Ontology annotation, molecular function: phosphopantetheine binding; oxidoreductase activity; fatty acid synthase activity. Bases 1 to 8130 code for a protein of 2709 amino acids. The transcript is spliced from 10 exons. The record is from RefSeq and is a predicted model, not a curated record. Gene Ontology annotation, biological process: secondary metabolite biosynthetic process; fatty acid biosynthetic process.
AUGAACGGUGACGAAGCUACGGCCCCGCUGGCUAUUGUUGGCAUAGCAAGUCGUUUCGCAGGAGGGGCCAGCAGCCCCGAGAAGCUGUGGGAGAUGAUGGUGGAAAAGCGGACCGGAUGGAGUGAAAUCCCUCCGACGCGUUUCGAGCUCGGUGGGCUAUAUCACCCAAAUGGGGAGAGAAUCGGAACGACGCACGUUAAGGGGGCACACUUUCUCGAGGAGGAUGUGGCUUUGUUUGAUGCCGGAUUCUUUGGCAUGGCAUCCGAUUUCGCCAGCACGCUCGACCCGCAGUAUCGCAUGAAGCUGGAGCUUGUUUACGAAGCUCUCGAGAGCGCCGGCAUCCCCUUGGAGAAAAUACGCGGCACCAACACCUCGGUCUACAGCGGCAUCAUGUUCCGAGACUACCACGACACGCAGGUCCGCGACCCGGGCACACUACCGCGGUAUUUCUCGACGGGUAACCCAGCCAGCAUGGCGUCCAACCGGAUCUCGCACUUUUUUGAUCUGCGCGGGCCCAGUAUGAGCAUGGAUACCGCUUGCUCGUCCACACUGACGGGGCUGCAUCUCGCCUGUCAGGGCCUGCGGAAGGGCGAGUCGGAGGUCGCGAUCGUCACGGGGGCGAGCUUGAUGCUUAAUGCUGAUGUGUUUAUCGGCAUGUCUAAUCUUGGCUUCCUCUCCCCCUCAGGCAUCUCCUACACCUUCGACCACCGCGCCAACGGCUACGGGCGCGGCGAAGGCGGCGCCGCCAUCAUUCUCAAACCGCUCCAUUCCGCCGUCCGCGACGGCGAUCCCAUCCGCGCAGUCAUCCGCGAGACAGCGCUGAACCAGAACGGCAAGAGGGCCCAGACCAUCACGGCACCCAGCCGGGACGCGCAGGAGGCCCUCGUGCGGGAGUGCUAUGCGCGUGUGGGGGUUGACCCGGCGCUGACGGGGUUUGUCGAGGCGCAUGGGACGGGGACGAUGGUCGGGGAUCCGUUGGAGGUGGCUGCGCUGGCGGGGGCGUUUGGCAGCUCAGGAGUUGGACAGCAGCAGCAGCAGCAGCAGCAGCAGCAGCCACCGCUGUAUAUCGGGUCGGUCAAACCAAAUAUCGGGCAUACGGAGGGGGCGAGUGGGUUGGCGAGCAUUGUCAAGGUUGUGCUGGCGUUGGAAAAGGGGCUGAUUCCGCCUAACACGCGGUUUGAGAGGGCGAAUGAGAAGUUGCGGCUUGAAGAGAGGGGCCUGGAGGUCCCGACAGAGGUACGGCCGUGGCCGUUGCUGGGUGAUGGGAUGCGACGGGCGUCGGUCAAUAAUUUUGGUUUUGGAGGGAGCAAUGCGCAUGCCAUUCUCGAGGCUUAUCUGCCGCGUCAGGCCGACGAUGGGGCAGUAACUGUAAGACCGACAGGGGCACCGGCCCAGCGCAUCUUCCUCCUGAGCGCCAAAGAUGCCCGGGCCUGUCAACGUAUGGCAUCCAACUUGCGUCAGCACCUGCUCGCCAUCCAGGAGUCCCAGGAGUCCCAGGAGUCCCAGGAGUCCCAGGAGGAGAAAGACGACCCAGCCUUCUGGGAUGCACUAGCCUACACCCUCGGCGCCCGGCGGUCCGUAUUCUCCUACACCAUCGCCGUAGCAGCGGGUAACGUGUCGGGGUUAGCAUCGGCGUUGGAACAGGCCGGCCCUCCUUCGCGCGCGGCCAGCUCGGUCCCGCCUCGGUUGGGAUGGGUCUUUACCGGCCAGGGGGCGCAGUGGUAUGCGAUGGGCCGGGAGUUGAUUGCCGAGUAUGCGGUAUUUCGCGCGGCGAUCGUGGAGUGUGACCGGCAUAUGCAGGCCAUGGGGUCGAAGUGGUCUCUCUUGGAGGAACUCCACCGCGACGAGUCCACCAGCCAAGUCAACAACAUCGUCUACAGCAUCGCCCUCUCCACCUCGAUCCAGAUCGCCCUGGUCCAGCUGCUCCGAUCCUGGGGCAUCCGUCCCGCAGCCGUAACGGGCCACUCCAGCGGCGAGAUCGCAGCCGCCUACGCAGCGGGGGCUCUCGACGUCCGCGGGGCCAUGGCCAUCGCCUACCUACGCGGGGCGCUCGUCGACAAGUUCGGCGAUGAGAUUGUAGGCCGCGGCGGGAUGAUGGCCGUGGGUUUGGGGCGUGCCGCCGUCGUGGAUGGAGGGUACCUGUCCCGCAUCACGGCUGGGAAGGUGGUCAUUGCUUGCGUGAACAGUCAGGAGAGCGUUACUGUGUCGGGAGAUCUCGCCGGGAUCGAGCAGCUGGAGGGGAUGCUCGCGGCUGAGGGUGUCUUUGCCCGGCGUCUGCGGGUCAACGGGGCUUUCCACUCGGAGCAUAUGCGCCCUAUUGCUGAUCUAUUUGACUGGACGCUCAAGGGGUAUUUGGGCUCCUCACGCUCAGACACAGACACAGAUACAAACACAGAUCCAGAGACAGACUUUGGAUCCGUCAUCUUCUCCUCGCCCAAGACGGGGAAACGGGUGCACGAGGCAUCGACGCUCAUCAGCCCGUCGCAUUGGGUAGGCAACAUGCUGCAGCCGGUCGAGUUUGAGAGCGCGUUCCGGCACAUGUGCUUCGGGGAGGCCGGUUCUACACCAGACGUCGACGUGGUGAUCGAAGUCGGGCCCCACGGUGCCCUAGGCGGUCCCAUCCAACAACUGAUGGCCCAGCCCGAGUUUAGGGACACCAACAUGAACAUCCCGUACUUCCCCUGUCUCAUCCGCCGCCGCAACGCCAUCGCCACAAUGCAGCAACUCGCCAUCCAACUCAUCCACCGGGGCUAUCCUGUCGACCUAAAUGCCAUCAACUUCCCACACGGCCCUCCCACUGGUCGCCCGCUAGUCCUCCACAACCUCCCAUCCUACCCAUGGACCCACCAAGAACGCUACUGGCGCGAGCCGCGGCUCAACAAGCUGUAUCACCAUGGUGGAAAACACGGACAAGGAGGCGGGCCGCACGAACUGCUGGGCAUCCGCCAGCAUAGCGGCGCACACCCCGUGGAACACACCUGGCGACAGGUCAUCCGUGUCUCCGACGUGCCGUGGCUCCAAGACCAUCGUGUGCAGUCGAGGAUUGUCUACCCGGCGGCGGGGCUGGUGUGUAUGGCGCUUGAGGCGGCGCAUCAGCUGGUCUCGGAAGACCCGAAACGACAACAGCAGCAACAGAAACAACAGCAACAGCCGCAGGAGCAACGUGCUUCCCGCUAUGACUACGAACUCCGGGACAUAGACGUGGACAAAGCCCUGAUGAUCCCCGAGACGGGCGAGACGACGACAGGAGAGGCCGACGGCGUCGAAGUGCAAGUGACGAUAAGUCCCUGCGACGAGAAGCUGCUCGGAUCCCAGGGGUGGCUGCAGUUCCGCAUCUGCUCGGUGUCGGGGGAGAAUGUCUGGACGCAGCACUGCACGGGGCAUAUUGCCGUUCACAGCGCGAACCCGGUCGACAACAACAACAACAACAACCUGAUCUCUUCACGGCGGAAUCUGACCAAGACGGCCUACCUCGGCCAGAUCCAACCCUCAACACUGUGGACAGCCCUCCGAUCCGUCGGCAUCCACCACGGCCCGGCAUUUCAGAACCUCCGUCGGGUGUACACCAAGCGACGGGGGUCCUUGACGGUCUUUUCGGUAGCCGAGCCAAACACACAGUCAUCAGCACCCUUGCUGCUACAUCCAACAACGCUGGACUCGGUCUUCCAAGCCGCCUUCACGCUGAUGCCCGAUGCCCAGGCCGGCCGACUGCCCUGCGCCUUUGUGCCGCGGCGGAUUCGCUCGUUGCGAGUCCGGUUGACGAUUCCCAGGCUCGCUAGUCAGGAGUGGGCAGCGUAUGCCGUGCGAGACCGGCUGGAUGCGGCAAAUGCUUUGCACGCUAGUGUUACCGUUGUUGAUAACGUGAAGGAUUCUUCCCAUUCCCAUUCCCCGGAUGCCGAUGCCGAUGCUGAUACCCCUCUACCCGUCAUCGAACUCCACGGCCUAACCAUCCAGUCCCUCGGCCAGUCCCAGGUAUCCCCAGCCGAAACACACAAAACAGAAACCGACAUCUGCAGCCAAUGGUCCUGGGCCCCAGACCUUUCCCUCGCCGACUCGUCCCGGCUGCGAGCCCAGCUCAGUUCCCCCGUCGACCCGGCCGAGGUAGCCGUCGUCAAGGACUUGCGUCUCGCGACGAUUCACUACAUCCACGACACGCUGCAGAGUCUGACGCCGGGUGAUGUUGAGACCUUACAGAACCAGAACCAGGACCAGAGCCAUCUCGGCAAGUUGUACACCUGGAUGACAACCCAACUCGAGCUAGCAAAGCAAAACGUCUUGGCGCCCGAUAGUUCCACCUGGCUAUCCCUAUCCCCAACCACCACAACCAACGACAAAAACGACAAAACCGCCCUCCUCACCCGUGUAGCCCACACCAGCCUAAACGGCGAAAUGCUCACCCGCCUCGCCACCCACGCCCCCUCCAUCCUACGCCAACAAACCUCCCCCCUCGAGGUCAUGCUCGAGGGUCGGCUGCUCUACCGGUACUACACCUCGGCACUCCGCUGGAACCGGUCGACGCGGCAGGUCGGCGAACUCGUCCGGUUGUGUACACACUUGAAUCCACGGGCCAGGAUAUUGGAGAUUGGGGCUGGUACGGGGGGUGGGACGCAGGUGAUUCUAGAUGCGUUGGGUCCGGAACGGUUGGAGAGGUAUGACUUUACGGAUGUGUCGUCGGGGUUUUUCGAUGCGGCACGCGAGAGGUUUGCGGAGUGGGAGGGGGUGAUGAGGUUUCGGAAACUGGAUAUUGAGUUGGAUCCGACGGGGACAACGGCGGAGGAUGGCGGUGAUGGCGGUGAUGGCGGUGAUGGUCAAGGGUUUGAAGCGGGCGGGUAUGAUUUGGUGAUUGCGUGUCAGGUGUUGCACGCGACCAAGAGCAUGGUGCGGACGCUGGAGAAUGUGAGGAAAUUGUUGAAGCCGGGCGGUAGGUUGGUGUUGCUGGAGACGACGAGGGAUGAGUUAGAUGUGUCGUUUUGUUUUGGGUUUCUGCCGGGGUGGUGGUUGGGCGAAGAAGAAGAACGCAAGACAACCCCCUCGCUCACGAUCCCCUUCUGGCACCAAGUCCUAUCCGAAAGCGGCUUCACGGGGGUCGACUUGGAAGUCCACGACUGCGACAGCGAGGAGUACUACUCGGCCAGCACCAUCCUGUCCACGGCCAAGCCGACAGACCCCGGUGUUUCCCCUAAAGUGCCCGUGUGUAUCAUAACAGGCCGUUCCCCGCCACCAACCCCCUGGCUAACCGAGCUCCAAACCGCGAUCACUUCCAUCACCAACGGGCCCCUACCCACAAUCGAGUCACUGGAGUCCUUACCAGCGUCCUUGGAAUCAGCCGGCGGCAAGAUCUACAUCGUCCUGGCCGAAGCCGACCAACCGCUCCUAGCCUCCGCCAGCCCAGCCGAGUUCCAAGCCAUCGUGAAGCUAGCCUCAUCCCACUGCCGCGGCGUGCUCUGGGUCACCCGCGGCGGUGCGAUGGAAAGCAAACAGCCGCUGAUGAGCUUGGCCACGGGGCUGCUGCGGACGCUGCGGAGCGAGUAUCGAGGACGUACGGGGUUUGUGUCGUUGGACUUGGAUGCGGGGAGGGGGGCUUGGACCGGGGGGACGGUGGAUGCUGUCGUGAGGGUUUUGCGGGGGGCGUUUAUGACUGGCGGGAAAGAUGGGGAUGAGGAUAAAAGGGGCGAUGAGGACGAUGAGGACGAAGUGGACUGUGUGAAGAUGCGGGAUUUCGAGUACGCGGAACGAGACGGCAUCAUCCACAUACCGCGGGCGUUCAAGCACACAGAGCUAAACCACUGCCUAGCAUCGCAGCGGGCUUCCUCUUCAUCAACAACACCCAGUAGUACCCAGCCCCAGCACCAGCCCAUCCUCCAACCCAACCGCCCCCUACACCUAACCAUCGGCACCCCCGGCCUCCUCGACACCCUCCUCUUCACCGACGACACCGACGCGACCCUACACCCCCUACCGCCGGACCACAUCGAACUCGCCCCGACCGCCAUCGGCCUCAACUUCCGCGACGUCAUGGUAGCCAUGGGCCAACUCGACGGCGAAGGGACCAGAGGCAGAUUAAUGGGCUACGAAUGCGCCGGCACCAUCACCCGCUUGGGACCCCUCGCAGCAGCGCAGGACACCGGUUUAGCCGUAGGCGACCGCGUCUGCACUCUCCUCCGCGGUCAAUGGUCAACCCGCCCCCGCACGCCCUGGACCAACGUCGUGCGGAUCCCACCUUCGCUAAGUGACGCCGACGCGGCGUCUUUGCCCGUCGUGUUUGCUACGGCGUACAUUGCCCUGCACGAGACGGCCCGUAUCCAACCGGGUGAGACCGUGUUGAUCCACGCGGCCACGGGCGGGGUCGGGCAGGCGGCUAUUAUCCUCGCGCAGUUGGCCGGGGCGGAGGUGUUUGCUACGGCGGGCACGCCGGGGAAGAGGGCGUUUUUGGCUGGGAAAUUUGGGAUUUCGGAGGAUCGGAUCUUUUCGAGUCGGGAUGUGUCCUUCGCGGCUGGGGUGCGGGCACAGACGCGUGGCGGGCGUGGGGUGGACGUGGUGGUGAACUCGUUGGCGGGUCAGCUGCUGCAGGAGAGUUUGGGGUGUUUGUGUGAAUUUGGCCGGUUUGUGGAGAUUGGGAAGCGGGAUAUGCUGGGGCAUAGUGGUCUGGAUUUGUAUCCGUUCCUGCGGAAUGUCUCGUUCAUGUCGGUGGAUUUGCCUGCGUGGAUGGACCGGCGCGGGGAGGUCAUCUCACGCGUAUUAAGGGAGGUCGUGGCGCUUCUGGAGCAGAAGCAUAUCGCGCCUGUGAGCCCGGUUACUGUGUUCCCCGUGUCUGAGGUGGAAGAGGCGUUCCGGGUCAUGCAGGCCGGGCAGCACAUGGGGAAGAUUGUGGUGUCUGUUGGCGAGGAGGAUUCUGUACCGGUCCUCCCACACGCAGCACCUCUCCGUCUCCGCCCAGACGCCUCGUACCUAAUCGCCGGCGGCCUAGGCGGCAUCGGACGCUCGCUGUGCGAAUGGAUGGCCGAACACGGGGCGCGCCAACUAAUCGUCCUGUCUCGCUCGGCGUGUCAGGAGCAGGUGGCCGCCGCGUUUGACGACGACGAGCUGUUUGGCGAGCAGGGGUGUCAAGUGCGUGCCGUGGCCUGCGAUAUUGCCGACGAAGCGCAGCUCUGCGAAGCCCUACAACAGCGAUGUGCCGAUUUGCCGCCUAUUCGGGGUGUGAUUCACGCUGGUAUGGUUCUCAAGGACUCAGCCUUCGAAAACAUGACCCUCCCCACCUUCCAAACCGUCCUCCGUUCCAAAGUCCAAGGCACCUGGAACCUACACACCCACCUACCCCACGACAGCCCAGACCACCUCGACUUCUUCAUCAUGCUCUCCUCCCUCAGCGGCGUCGUCGGCAGCCCCGGCCAAGCCAACUACGCAGCCGGUAACGCCUUCCAGAACGCCCUGGCCCAAUUCCGUCGCGCCCGUAACCUCCCUGCUGUGUCUGUCGAUUUGGGCAUGGUGCAGACUGUUGGCCAUUUUGCUGCUGCUGCUGCUGCCCAGCAUGAUACAACACAGGCGGGCGCUAACACCAACAUCGGCGAACGGCUGACGCGAGACGGGUUCACGUCCAUCACUGAGACGGACGUGCGCCGCAUGUUGGAGUGGUGCAUUCUGCAAUCAUCACCCUCGUCGACACCGUCCGGGCCAGCCCAAAUCACAACCUGCAUCAACACCGGGCCCGGCCCGCACUGGACCAAAGCAGCAUGGUGUCAAGAAGGCCGUUUCGCCGGUCUACGAUACCGGCACACCACAGCGCAGAGCAGCGACAGCCCUGUUGCGGCGGCCUCUUCCUCCAGCGGGAAAGACAACGAAAAAGGCAGUUUGCGCGACCAUCUCGCUGACAGCGACUUAUCGACCGCCGAAGCCGCCGAGGUAAUCUGUCGGGGGUUGGUCAAGAAAUUGGUGACUAUGUUUGGGCUGGUCGAGGGGGAUGUGUUGCCAACCGAGAACCUGGCGGCUUAUGGGGUCGAUUCGUUGGUGGCGGUUGAGUUGCGCAAUUGGAUUGUUUCGCAGGUGCGCGCGGAUGUUUCCAUUUUUGAGUUGAUGCAGAGUUCGUCGUUGGCCGAGUUGUCGGGGAAGCUGGCUGCGAUGCGGAAGAAUUGA